AUGGCAACCAUUAGAGAAAUACCUGGUUAUUAUUAUGAUGAAGAAAGAAGACGAUAUUUCAAAAUAGUAAAUGGAGCAAUACCGUCAAAUAGUUCAUCACCAGCAACCCCAUCCUCAUCCUCAUCCUCCUCACAAUCAGUAUCGAGGUAUCAUAAUAAUUCAAUACAAGCCAAACAACGAUAUGCAAAUCAUUUAGCUAAAACAACAACAUCAACUAAUACCAAUAAAGAGAUCAAACGAAAUAAAAUUCUGAAAAUCCCUAAACUUAUCAUUAAAAAUCCCAAUUUAUCAUCAUCACAAUUACAAUAUUUACAAAAUUUGAGAUCCCGUUUUUCUGAUAAUAUCAAUGAAUUCACUUAUACUCCAAUAGGUUUAAUAAAUUUUAAAAUUGGAACAACCAAAACUCAAUCACAAGAUAAUUUAAUCAAUCGAAUUUCAAAUAUACCGCCAACUUAUGUUCCAACAUUAGUUCCUCGUGGUUAUGUAAUUAAUAAAUUCAAACAAUAUUUAAUCAUUUCCCGAUUAGGUAUACGACAACCUAUACUAGUUAAUGGUAAUGGUCAUACGUAUGAUUAUUAUCCUCGUACUAUCGUGAUCCAAUCCCCGGAGGGGAAAAUAAUUGAAAUACCCAUGAAUUGGCAAUUUUAUCACCAAUCUAAUGGACAAAUUGAUAAAUAUGAUUCAAUUGAUAAAUUUUAUCAUGAAUGUGGUAUUGAUGGAUUUGACAUUAAUAUACUAUCAGGGGGAAAUAUCAACAAUAGUAUAUUUUUAUUAUCAAUUAUGAAACAUAAUAUUCACGGUAAUAUUAAUUUUAUAUUACGAUUUAAUGUCAUAAACUCAUUGAAUGAUGAACCUGAGUUGAGUUUUCAAGAUUAUACUUGUCAAUUAAUGGAAUUUUUAUAUGAUAAUAUAUUGAAACAAAAUUUAAAUAAAUCAAUAAUGAAUCAAUUAUUCAAUGCAUUAGGAAUUCCCUUGUGUUAUUUCACUAAAGAUAUGCCUAAUCAUUCAAUCCAACAAAUAAAUCAAAUACUACAACAACAAAAUGGUGGUGGUGGUUCUUCCACCAAACAGAAGGACAAAUUAUCUAGAAAAAUUAAUGAAUUUCUUUAUCAACAAGAACACAAUCCACCAGGGAUAUUAUAUCGAUUUGAACAAUAUUCUAAUACUAAAGGAUAUAGAAUAAUUAAUUAUCAAACUUUUCAAGAUUUCAUUUAUUUAACUAUAUCGAAUGGGUUUAUAAUUAAAUUUAAAUGGUCAAAUUAUCAAUUUUCAAAUUUUGAAUUAAUUAAUAUAAAUAUUGAGAAUUCAUUACAAGAAGGUCAAUUAUUAAUUGUUAAUGAUAAUGAUAAUGAUAAUGAUAAUGAUAAGGAAAAAGAAGAAGAAAUAGAAGAGAAUAAUCCAUUUUAUAUACUUAGAACUGGAUCUAAAGUAAUAACCAUUAAGAAAAAAAUGAAACUAACAACAACAACAUCAUCAUCAACAAAUGGUAAUCAUCGAAGCAAUAAUAAUAGUAGUAGUAGGGCAAUUCAUUGGGAAUGUAAACGAAUAUUAUCAAAUUAUAAGAUCAUUAAAAAAAUAUUGCUAACUCAAACAAAUCAAUUGGUAGUUAUAUCAUCAGAAUCUAUAAUAUCAAUAAAUCUUCAAAAUUUGAAAUCAAUAUCAUCACCAAUAUUGGUGUGUGAUUAUUUUAAUGAUAAUGAUAUUUAUCAACAAUUUGAAUUAAUAGAAACAGUAAAAAAUUAUGGUAUUAGUUGUUAUUUGAUUUUUAAUAUUGAUAAAAAUUAUAAUCAAUUUAAAUUAAUUGAAUUAGAUGAUUCAAUGAACACCACUACAACCACUACCACCACUACCACCACCACCACCACCUCUACUAUUGGUAAAUUCAAAGAAUUGAUAAUUAUGAUUCCAUUCCAAUUUCAAAAAUGUGGAUAUUUGAAGAAUUUCAAAUUAAUGAAAAUAAUUCCUCUAUUGAAAGAUGAUAAUGAUAAUGGUAAUAAUGGUAAUGAAUCAACUAGUAAUCGAUUAAUGAUUGGAUUUAAUUUUUUAAAUCAUUUUGAAAUGACAACUAUAUUUGAAACAUUUCAAUUAUAG
Messenger RNA from Candida albicans SC5314, 2091 nucleotides. RefSeq lists its product as uncharacterized. The transcript has a single exon. NCBI's taxonomy places the organism in Eukaryota, Fungi, Ascomycota, Pichiomycetes, Serinales, Debaryomycetaceae. The record is from RefSeq and is a predicted model, not a curated record. Bases 1 to 2091 code for a protein of 696 amino acids.